Molecule: messenger RNA, 5754 nt
Organism: Fonsecaea nubica
Lineage: Eukaryota; Fungi; Ascomycota; Eurotiomycetes; Chaetothyriales; Herpotrichiellaceae
Exons: 4
Coding region: 1-5754 (1917 amino acids)
Biological process (GO): glycogen catabolic process; aromatic amino acid biosynthetic process
Molecular function (GO): 4-alpha-glucanotransferase activity; amylo-alpha-1,6-glucosidase activity; 3-deoxy-7-phosphoheptulonate synthase activity
Source: RefSeq, a predicted model, not a curated record
AUGCCUCCCAAAACCCAUCAGAGCACCCGUCAGGUAUACCUCUUGCCGCUCACCGAUGCUGGAGCUCCGGAUGUUCCCAACGAGUACAUCUACUUGCCUGCGCCGACCGAGCCUGCGUACUACCUGCGAUUUGCCAUUGAAGGGACCAGCUCGAUAUGCCGGCAAGGAAGCCUCUGGGUUAAUUUUCCCUUAGAGGGUCAACCGUUCGACCGUAAGCGCUAUCACGAAUUCAAGCUGCACCCAGACUUCAAUCGGACGCUCGAGAUCGACAUCCCCAUCACUUCCGCUGGCGCGUUCUCAUUUUAUACCACCUACAGCCCAUUGCCAGAGUUUGCUACCGGCGACGUCGAGUCUCCUGAGCCUACCCGUACCCCCACAUACUAUGUCGACAUCGAGCCGAGCCUGCGCCUUGGUGGCAGCUGUCUGCCCCUCGAUGCCCUGGGAAUCUUCUCCGUGGUUUCCAAAUUCAUGGGCAAUUACCCUGGGGACUGGAAGAAGCAUCUGAGGGGGAUUAGUGCAAGAGGCUACAACAUGGUCCACUUCACACCACUACAACAAAGGGGAGAAUCAAACUCGCCGUAUAGCUUGUACGACCAGUUGGCGUUUGACGCGGAUCUCUUCCCCGGCGGUGAAGAUGAUGUCGCCCGAAUGGUCAAAUCCAUGGAAGAGGAACACGAGCUAUUGGGCCUGACUGAUGUUGUCUUCAAUCAUACUGCCAACAACAGCAAAUGGCUCGAGGAACACCCUGAGGCUGGUUACAGUGUAGAAACUGCUCCCUGGUUGGAAUCAGCGCUCGAUGUUGACAAUGCUCUCCUCGACUACAGCGACAAUCUCACAUCUCUCGGUCUCCCCACUGUCUUCAACAGUACCAGCGAUCUGGACCUGGUUGUAGCGGGCAUAAACGAGCAUGUUAUCCACAAGAUCCGGCUCUGGGAAUACUUCGUCUGCGAUGUCAAGUCAGACACUCAGGCUGUGAUUAAAGCAUGGAAAAAAGGCGCAGUCAAAUUACCUCCUGAGGGUUUCGAGAAUACGAUAGGUGGUGGUCUUGACUCUCUCAAAUCGUGGUCUCUCUCUCAAAAAGCGGCGUUUAUCCUUGACAAAGGUAUGCUGGACAGUCUACGUGUUGAUGGCCAGCAUUCGCGUCUUCGGAUUGAUGGACGAUUUUCGCGCAAAGUUGACCCUGGGGUUGGCGCUGCCAUUCUUACCACUCUGUUUGGACGGUACAAAGAUGAAGCAGACACCAAGCCAGCAGAGGAAGAGAUCACGGCAAUCAUCAAUGAGCUCAACCUUCCCUUCUACAAGGAGUUUGAUGCCGACUGUGCUGCAAUCUUAGACCAGACGAAGGGAAGGCUGCAAUAUACAAGAAUGGACUCGCAUGGCCCAAGACUCGGUCCCAUCACCAAAGAAAAUCCCCUAAUAGAGACUUAUUUCGCUCGGCUCCCGCAGAAUAAAACAACAGCUAAACAUGACCCAAAGGCGCUGUCACUGGCGGUCAAUGGGUGGAUUUGGGCAGCCGAUGCCAUGAAAGACAAUGCAGGUCCUGAUUGGAGACCAUAUCUAAGAAGAGAACUCAUUCCGUGGAGUGACUGUGUCAAGCUGAGAUACGGCACAGGCCCCGAAGACAAUCCUUAUCUGUGGGAGCACAUGACAAAGUAUGUUCGAUUGAUGGCCAAAUACUUUACAGCUUUCCGGAUCGAUAAUUGUCACUCGACUCCAAUCCACGUUGCCGAAUACCUUCUAGACGAGGCGAGAAAGGUGCAGCCGAACUUGGCAGUGUUCGCUGAGCUCUUUACUGGCAAUGAGCAAAUGGAUUACGUUUUUGUCAAGCGGCUUGGACUGAGUGCCUUGAUUCGAGAAGCUAUGCAAGCUUGGAGCACACAAGAAUUGAGCAGGGUCGUCCACCGACAUUGUGGUCGACCAAUUGGCAGCUUUGAACUCAACGUGCCCUCCAGUCUACAUAACAAGCUCGAAAACGGCUCUGUCAAUGGCGAUGGCCCACAAACUCGUGAGGUAGUCAAACAUAUCAGAGAAUCCCCGGUACAUGCUCUAUUCAUGGAUUGUACCCAUGAUAACGAAAUGCCCGCUCAGAAGAGAGAUGCCCGGGACACGUUACCUACAGCUGCACUUGUAAAUAUGUGCGGUUGUGCAACAGGCAGCGUCAUGGGCUUCGAUGAGAUCUACCCAAAGCUUGUCGAUCUUGUGAACGAUAAACGCAGGUACGCAUCCAUCAGCUCCGAGGGCGAAGUCCAUACCGGUGCUGGCGAGGGAGGGAUAGCUGGCGUCAAGAAGCUCAUGAACCAUAUCCACACCAUGAUGGGCAAGGAUGGGUACGACGAGACCUUCCUUCACCACGAGGGCGAGCUCAUCACUCUCCAUAGAGUGCAUCCGGACUCGCGAAAGGGAUAUUUCCUGAUUGCUCAUACUGCUUUCCCUGGCUUCGGCAACGGAAAUGGCGGCAUGAGUCCUGUACACCUUGCUGGAACCAAAGUCCGUCCUCUCGGUGCAUGGGUACUGGAAGUUGACCAAAGCGAGCAAGCCAAGAAAGAGGCGCUAGGCGACAAAGAAUACCUCGUUGGUCUACCCUCUCGCGUGAGAAAUAUCAAAGGCAGCACAAUUCAUACCGAAAAUGGUGACACUACCAUCACUAUUGCCGACUUCUUUCCCCCCGGAUCGAUUGCACUUUUCGAGACCUGGGUUCCGUCUGCCGAGCACUCCCUCGGUCUUGGAACCUUCAUCUCCAGCGGGACCGAUGAAGCGUUCGGCGAGCUCGAUCUUAUCGAUAUUAAUUUUGUUCUCUAUCGAUGCGAAGCAGAGGAAAGGGAUACCAGUGACGGACAAGACGGGGUAUAUAACGUUCCAAAUUAUGGCCCACUGGUCUAUGCAGGCCUUCAAGGCUGGUGGAGCGUUUUGGAACCCAUUGUCCGUCGGAACGAUCUGGGCCACCCACUUUGCAACCACCUUCGACAAGGACAGUGGGCUCUAGAUUUCCUGGUUGGACGGAUGGAGAGAAUAGCCAAGAAAGAGGACUAUACUCGACUACAAAAGCCUGCACAAUGGCUGAAGGAACGAUUCGACGCAGUACGGGUCAUCCCAAGCUUUCUUCUGCCACGUUAUUUUGCUUUGAUCCUACAGACUGCGUACGAUGCGGCUUUCAAGAGAGCUAUUGAGCUGAUGAGCCCAAACAUUCAACAUGGUCAAAACUUUUUGCAGAGUCUGGCUGUGGUGAGCAUUCAACAGACAGGAUAUGUCAAAUCUGCGUCACUGUGGCCAGACAAAAGUGUGCCAUCACUCGCUGCUGGAUUGCCUCACUUUUCAGUAUCAUGGGCUCGAUGCUGGGGUCGCGACGUUUUCAUCUCUCUUCGAGGUCUAUAUCUGUGUACUGGUCGGUUUGCGGAAGCCAAAGAGCAUAUCAAGGCGUUUGGAAGUGUCUUGAAACAUGGCAUGAUACCCAACCUGUUGAGCAGCGGCGCUGCCCCGAGAUACAACUCUCGAGACUCACCGUGGUUCUUCUUGCAAAAUAUCCAAGAUUAUACCAAGAUUGCACCGGAUGGACUGUCUAUUCUGCAGGAAAAAGUUCCUCGUCGGUUCUUACCGUACGAUGACACGUGGUUCCCUUGGGAUGACCCCCGAGCAUAUUCGAAAGAAUCCACUGUUCAAGAGAUCAUCCAAGAGAUCUUACAACGACACGCGUCCGGGUUGUCUUUUCGAGAACACAACGCUGGGCCUCAGCUGGACAUGCAGAUGCGACCGGAAGGGUUCCAAAUCGAGGUCCAUGUUGAUUGGAAAACUGGCAUUAUUUUCGGAGGCAGUCAGUGGAACUGUGGAACGUGGAUGGACAAAAUGGGCGAGAGUGAACGAGCUGGCAGCAAAGGCGUUCCUGGCACGCCUCGAGACGGGGCUGCCGUCGAGAUUACAGGACUUCUAUACAGUGCGCUGAGAUGGGUUGGCCAGCUCCACGAGGCAGGGAACUAUCCAUGGUCAGGUGUUGAAACCGACUCUGGCGAGAAGAUCUCCUUCAUUGAGUGGGCUGACCGUAUUCGAGCCAAUUUCGAAAAAUGCUAUUGGAUCCCCGUGGAUCCGAAAGAUGACAUUGACGACGAUGUGGACCCAAAGAUUAUCAAUCGGAGGGGGAUCUAUAAAGAUCUCUACAAGUCUGGAAAAGAGUACGAGGAUUAUCAGUUGCGACCGAACUUUCCAAUUGCUAUGGUGGUCGCUCCGGAUCUCUUCACUCCAGAACGAGCACUGCAUGCGCUGAAAGUGGCGGACGACGUGCUUCGUGGUCCUACCGGAAUGGCGACGCUGGACCCUUCUGACUUGAACUACCGGCCAUAUUACAACAACUCGGAAGACUCGACGGAUUUUGCAACAUCCAAAGGGAGAAAUUAUCAUCAGGGGCCCGAAUGGUUAUGGCCCACAGGCUUCUUCUUGCGCGCAUUGCUCUACUUUGAUCUGAAGCGCCGGACGGACUCUGCGGGGAGAAUGGAGUCGUACCAACAGGUCACAAGACGACUCGAAGGAUGCAAGCAAGCGAUUAAGGAUAGUCCUUGGAAGGGAUUGACAGAGUUAACGAACAAAAAUGGGUCAUUCUGCGCGGAUUCGUCCUACUACAUCACCAACCCCAACGUCGGCAACAAGGAGUCUACCGAAGACUGGCGAAUCAGAGGCUACAACCCUCUCACCCCUCCAGAUCUGCUCCAACAUGAAAUCCCUCAGACUCCUGCCAGCAAGUCCACGGUGCUUGCAGGUCGCUCCGACUGUGUCUCCGUGGUCCAAGACAGGGAUCCCCUGCGCCGCCUCCUCGUGAUUAUCGGCCCCUGCAGCAUCCAUGACCCCGUCUCGGCGCUCGAAUACUGCGAUCGUCUGCUCAAGAUGAAGGAGAAAUAUAAAGACGAACUAGUCAUUGUGAUGAGGUCCUACUUGGAAAAGCCGCGCACGACAGUGGGGUGGAAGGGCCUGAUCAAUGACCCGGAGAUCGACGGCAGUUUCCUGAUUAACAAAGGCUUGAGAUUGUCGAGGCAGUUGUUUGUCGAUUUGACGUCGAAAGGGAUGCCGAUUGCCAGCGAGAUGCUGGAUACUAUUUCCCCCCAGUUUCUGGCCGAUCUGCUCUCGAUCGGGGCCGUAGGAGCCAGGACAACGGAGAGCCAGCUACAUCGAGAACUCGCAUCCGGUCUGAGUUUCCCCGUGGGCUUCAAAAACGGCACAGAUGGCACGCUCGGUGUGGCGAUUGAUGCAAUCGGCGCGGUGAAACAUCCUCAUCACUUCCUGUCCGUGACCAAACCUGGCGUGGUGGCGAUUGUCGGCACCGUGGGGAACGAGGACUGCUUCGUCAUUCUGAGGGGCGGUACUACCGGGACAAACUACGACGCCACGUCGAUAAAGAAUGCCAAAGAGAUGUUGCGCAAGAAGGGACUGAACGAGCGCGUCAUGGUGGAUUGCAGUCAUGGGAACAGUGAGAAGCAGCACAAGAACCAGCCCAAGGUCGCAAAGGUGCUGGCCGACCAGAUCGCUGCAGGCGAGGAGGCUAUCAUGGGGGUCAUGAUCGAGAGUCAUAUCAAUGAAGGAAACCAAAAAGUACCUCCGGAAGGCAAGGCCGGGCUGAAGUACGGCGUCUCCAUCACCGACGCAUGUAUAGGUUGGGAAGACACCGAGACAGUGCUGGAAACUCUCGCCGAUGCAGUCAGAAGACGACGAGACUUGCUGGGAAGGAAAGAGGUAAAUGGGGCCGCGGGCCCUCAGCAGAAUGGACAUGCUUAA